Molecule: messenger RNA, 609 nt
Organism: Aaosphaeria arxii CBS 175.79
Lineage: Eukaryota; Fungi; Ascomycota; Dothideomycetes; Pleosporales
Exons: 1
Coding region: 137-541 (134 amino acids)
Source: RefSeq, a predicted model, not a curated record
GAAACCUGGUGUCAAUGCCGUGCUUUUUGUCUGGCAGAUCGCAUGCGGGUCUAGACCUAACAAAUGGUUGGUGGACAAGAGACCAAGCCUCGUCCCGCGCGUGCGUGCGUGGAAUGUCAACGACGAUUAUCUUGGGAUGUGCGAUGAACGUCCGCCCAUAAGUUCAGCUAAACACUUGUCGUUGUUGUUAUUAUCGCUCGGCGGUUUGCCUGCCACAGACGAGAUACCAGAAAUUCUAAAAUGGACCGGUCACGCGAUCAUCCCGUUUGCGCACUUUGAUGGACACCCUCUCUGCCAGCGCCUUGUGCGAUCAACAGAUUUAAGUUGGGCUCGGCGCCCACCCCCGCAUGACCACCAACCUGGAUGCAUGAACAACAGCAUAGGCGCACGCAUAAUCAGCUCUGAUCCGCCACCACUCUCCCAUUGGAACCUUUUGUCUUUGACGUUAUCGUUGUUCGUCCUUUCAACGCGAACCAACAACUUCUUGCACCUCCUCUGUCGUAUUCAGAUUGACACCUUCCCGUCAGGGUCCAGCGUUUGAACAUCUCGAAUGCAUACUUGAUUGAAGAGUGGACAUACAUGCAUCGCCAUAUCAAUACAUAAAAAUCA